GUUGCCUCUAAUUAUAAAUAAAUUCACAACUAAUUUACUUCAUUAAUUAAUUGUGAAAAUUUCAAAUAUCAUCCAUUUACUCACCUCCUCCUCGCCAUGCUUGUCGUCGUCUCGCCGUCGUCGGUCUCCAGCGCGAUCAUCACAUAACAGAGCUCUAUGCUCAGGGAUUUGAUCCUUCCAUACCCCCGCUUAAUUUUCAUUCUUCUCAUACAAAACCUUGGAUGACGAAAGAAUUGCCAGUUGUCAAGUUGCUGAGCUGAGAGGGGGACUUGUGAUUGUUUCAUGGGCAACACAUGCCGUGGAUCUUUCGGAAGCAAGCAUUUUCAGGGCUACGCACAGCCCGAAGAUCAUUCCAUUUCCAACUGUAACCCUUCUUCCGGCCGUUCUAACUCUUACUCUGAUAAUUUCUCCUCCCCUACUAGGCUGAGCCAAGAUUUUCCCAAGGAUACCCAGCCCAACCCCAACGCAGACCAACGCAUCCCUAUACUUUAUCCCAAAAAGGAAAACAUGUAUCGUUCCACCAAUAACCAGGCCUAUCACGUCCUAGGUCACAAGACCGCUAACAUCCGUGAUCUUUACACACUGGGCCGUAAGUUAGGUCAAGGUCAAUUUGGUACCACUUAUCUCUGCACUGAGAUUUCCACUGGUGUUGACUAUGCUUGUAAGUCUAUUUCAAAAAGAAAGUUGAUCUCCAAAGAAGAUGUAGAGGAUGUGCAGAGGGAAAUUCAGAUAAUGCACCAUUUGGCUGGUCACAAGAACAUAGUUACUAUCAAGGGGGCAUAUGAAGACCCUUUAUAUGUUCAUAUUGUGAUGGAACUCUGUAGUGGUGGAGAGUUGUUUGACCGCAUUAUUCAGCGAGGGCAUUAUAGUGAGAGAAAGGCUGCUGAAUUGACUAAGAUAAUUGUUGGAGUUGUUGAGGCAUGCCACUCCCUUGGGGUUAUGCAUAGAGAUCUCAAACCAGAGAAUUUCUUAUUGGUUAACAAGGAUGAUGAUUUCUCUCUCAAAGCAAUUGAUUUUGGACUCUCAGUCUUUUUCAAACCAGGCCAAAUAUUUACUGAUGUCGUUGGAAGCCCGUAUUAUGUUGCUCCUGAGGUGCUUUUGAAGCAUUAUGGUCCAGAAGCAGAUGUUUGGACAGCAGGGGUCAUACUCUACAUAUUGCUAAGUGGUGUACCUCCUUUUUGGGCUGAAACACAGCAGGGGAUUUUUGAUGCUGUGUUGAAAGGGCACAUUGAUUUUGAGUCAGACCCUUGGCCCUUAAUAUCAGACAGUGCAAAGGAUUUAAUCAGGAAGAUGUUAUGCAUGCAGCCCUCUGAGCGUUUAACUGCUCAUGAAGUAUUAUGUCAUCCUUGGAUUUGUGAAAAUGGUGUUGCUCCUGAUAGAGCGUUAGAUCCAGCGGUACUCUCUCGCCUUAAGCAGUUUUCUGCAAUGAACAAGUUGAAGAAGAUGGCCUUGCGGGUAAUUGCUGAAAGCUUGUCAGAAGAGGAGAUUGCUGGUUUAAGGGAGAUGUUUAAGGCCAUGGAUACUGAUAAUAGUGGUGCAAUUACAUUUGAUGAGCUCAAAGCUGGUUUAAGAAAAUAUGGAUCUACUUUAAAGGAUACAGAGAUACGAGAACUAAUGGAUGCAGCCGAUGUAGAUAACAGUGGAACUAUUGAUUAUGGAGAAUUCAUAGCAGCUACUAUUCACCUUAACAAACUAGAACGGGAGGAACAUCUUAUGGCUGCGUUUCAAUAUUUUGACAAGGAUGGAAGUGGAUAUAUUACAGUUGAUGAGCUCCAGCAAGCUUGUAUAGAACAUAAUAUCACAGAUGUUCUCUAUGAAGAUAUUAUCCGAGAAGUUGAUCAGGAUAAUGAUGGAAGGAUAGAUUAUGGGGAAUUUGUUGCCAUGAUGACAAAAGGAAAUGCAGGUAUUGGAAGACGAACUAUGAGAAACAGUCUGAAUAUCAGCAUGAGAGAUGUACCUGGAGCUCACUAGCUUUUUGUGAGAUGCAUCAUCUACAGGUUGUAGAGAAAUGACAGCAGAUGAUGAUGAGUGAUUGAUUGAUUAGAUGAGAAGAAACUUGUCCUUCCUUCCUUCCUUCCCAAGUACUGAAGGCAGCAGCAAAAUCAGAGUUGUGAGGGUGAAGCAUGCAUAUGCAGUAAAUCUCUUGCUUAGUGUCAUUGGGUGCCCACAGAUAGUGUUGUAAGCUUUGUAGACUCAAGUGUGCAAAAUGAUUUCAGUUACUGGCUAUGGCUAUAUUUGUUUUGCAGUAUUCUUGGGGUUGUGGUUACUGGAAGUGGGAGGGAAAUGGUUGGUGUUAAUGAUGUAGCCUUGUGGAAUCAAUUUUGCAUUCUAGUACAGAUGGUAAUUUAUUACACUACUUUUUUCCAAUGUUCAGUAAUAAAUGCAAAAUGUGCUUGAAUUUAUUUGGCA
Messenger RNA from Ipomoea triloba (trilobed morning glory), 2409 nucleotides. Its product is annotated as calcium-dependent protein kinase 5. Bases 283 to 1971 code for a protein of 562 amino acids. Gene Ontology annotation, molecular function: calcium ion binding; calcium-dependent protein serine/threonine kinase activity; calcium/calmodulin-dependent protein kinase activity. NCBI's taxonomy places the organism in Eukaryota, Viridiplantae, Streptophyta, Magnoliopsida, Solanales, Convolvulaceae. The record is from RefSeq and is a predicted model, not a curated record. Gene Ontology annotation, cellular component: cytoplasm; nucleus. The transcript has 9 exons. Gene Ontology annotation, biological process: peptidyl-serine phosphorylation; intracellular signal transduction; protein autophosphorylation.